AUGAACGACCCCAACGAAGCCUACCCCACCCCUCCCUCCGCCACACGCACGCACACGCAGGGGGGGUUCACCAUCUCAUCACGCAAGCUGCCGAUCCUCAAAGCCGGGCCGAUCGACGCCAUGUCAGCGCGGAUCGGGAUCCCGAUCCCCGAAAUGAUUUUCGGCGACAACCUGGUCAGCAUAUCCCACCCGCGCACGGGGUGGUCCAUCUCGUUCAGCGCCGAGCCCGCGCUCGACACGGUCGACAAGACGGGCGCGUCGGGAAUGCUGCGCGUGGCCUACGCCGGCGAGUGGAGCAGCUCGCGCGAGAAGGCUAGCGCCAGCGCGGGGAUUAGUGAGGUUGUGAGGCCGUUUGACUGGAGUUAUUCGUGUUCGUACCGGGGGGAUGAGGUGAAGGGGGGGAAUGGGGAGGGGUUGGGGGAGGUGAAAGAAGCCCCGGCGGGUGAGGGGAUACCCCUGGAAUUGCUAAAAAGGAGAGACCCCAUCUUGUUCGCCGACGAGGUGGUCCUCUACGAGAGCGAGCUGGACGAUAACGGGAUUAGCGUGCUGAGCGUCAAGUUCAGGGUGAUGGAGCAGCGCAUGCUGGUGCUCUGCCGGCUGUUUAUGCGGUUGGAUAACGUGCUGGUGAGGGUGAGGGAUACGAGGGUAUAUGUGGACUUUGAGAGGGAGUUGGUCAUUAGGGAGUAUACGGCGAGGGAGGACAAGUUUGAUAAUGUCAAGCGGAAUCUUUACAUGAGCGGGCUCAUGCCAGACGCAAUCACUGUGGCGCUAAGAGACUCCAAUCAGGUGGCCCACCUCUUGCCGGUGGUCGAGCACUCGCUCGAGAACGCUUGGCUAGCACAGAAGUCAUAA
This is a messenger RNA of Canariomyces notabilis, 852 nucleotides long. RefSeq names its product TIP41-domain-containing protein. Bases 1 to 852 code for a protein of 283 amino acids. Gene Ontology annotation, biological process: TOR signaling. NCBI's taxonomy places the organism in Eukaryota, Fungi, Ascomycota, Sordariomycetes, Sordariales, Chaetomiaceae. The transcript is spliced from 3 exons. Gene Ontology annotation, cellular component: cytosol. The record is from RefSeq and is a predicted model, not a curated record.